This is a messenger RNA of Dimorphilus gyrociliatus, 1288 nucleotides long. Lineage: Eukaryota; Metazoa; Annelida; Polychaeta; Dinophilidae. The record is from the annotation of a GenBank genome assembly.
AGUUGGGGAGAAUACAUAGGGCGAAUGGUUGUUGAAUGGAGUGAAUGCUCACACCCAAUCUGACAGGAAUAAUUUUUAUGGCAAUGCCGUUUUACUGAAUCGAAUUGUUAUUCGUAUUGAUUCCCCAAGAAAUUAGUGACUGUGGAAUAUUAUCUAAGGCUAGGACAACUGCAGUUGGCUGCAAUAACCACGCAGUCCGCGCCAUUCGUAUCUUUUCAUUGCUAACAUGGCGUGUUGCCUCAGCGAAGAGGCGAAAGAACAGAAACGAAUUAAUCAAGAAAUUGAAAAGCAGUUACGCAAAGACAAGAGGGAUGCAAGAAGAGAACUUAAACUACUUCUCUUAGGUACUGGCGAAUCAGGAAAAAGUACUUUCAUAAAGCAGAUGCGAAUUAUUCAUGGAUCAGGCUAUAGUGAUGAAGACAAACGCUCUUUUAUCAAAUUAGUUUAUCAAAACAUUUUCAUGGCAAUGAAUUCUAUGAUACGCGCUAUGGACACACUGCAAAUUUCUUACAAGGAUCCGGAAAAUGAGCAAAAUGCAAAGAAAGUUCGAGUAGUUGAUUACGAAACAGUGACAACUUUCGAUAGAGAAUACGUUGAAGCUAUUAAUAAGUUAUGGGCCGAUUCCGGAAUUCAGGAAUGUUAUGACCGUAGAAGAGAGUAUCAAUUAACAGAUUCCGCCAAAUAUUAUUUAGAUGAUGUUGAUCGAGUGUCUCAACCGACCUACCUUCCUACUCUGCAGGAUAUUCUUCGAGUGAGAGUACCCACAACGGGUAUAAUCGAGUAUCCAUUUGACUUGGACGGUAUUAUAUUUAGAAUGGUCGACGUCGGAGGUCAGAGAUCAGAGCGUCGGAAAUGGAUACAUUGUUUCGAAAACGUCACAUCUAUAAUGUUUUUAGUGGCGCUUAGCGAAUACGAUCAAGUUCUAGUUGAAUCAGAUAAUGAAAACCGUAUGGAAGAAUCGAAGGCUUUAUUUCGAACAAUUAUCACCUAUCCAUGGUUUCAAAACUCUUCAGUCAUUCUAUUUCUGAAUAAAAAAGAUCUCUUAGAAGAAAAAAUAAUGUAUUCGCAUCUUGUCGAUUAUUUUCCCGAAUUUGAUGGUCCUCAGAAAGAUGCACAACAGGCUAGAGAAUUUAUUCUCAAAAUGUUUGUCGACCUCAAUCCGGACCCGGAUAAAAUAAUUUACUCGCAUUUUACUUGUGCUACAGACACAGAAAAUAUUCGUUUCGUAUUUGCUGCAGUCAAGGAUACAAUAUUGCAGUUGAACUUAAAAGAAUACAAUCUUGUGUGA